AGACAGCACAGUGUACUUCUGUUUAAGCAGAUGAGGGAAGGACAAUGAGAUUAUAAAUUUAUUUCCAAUGUUUUGUUAGAUUAAGAAAAUAAUGUAGAAUGCUCUUGUUAACUGAAUAUCAAUUCAGCUUUCAGUUUCAGUACAUUCUGGAUUUACUCUAACAUGUCAAGGAUCUUGGAUCAGAGAAUUUUGCUGUUAGUAAUUUCAUUUUUAACAAAUCUGCAGAGUACAAAGGUACUUUCAGAAUGGAAGAAGUGUGGUGAUCGAGAAUGUGAGACGGCAAUGAGCAGAGUUCAAGCCACUACAGACUACUUAGGGCCUGAUUGCCGGUAUCUUAACUUCAAAACAGGGGAAGAGAUAAUUGUAUACUCCAAACUUUCAAGGAAAAGUGAAAAUUUGUGGACAGGAAGUAAAGGAAAGGAUUUUGGAUAUUUCCCAAAAGAUGCUGUGAAGGUUGAGGAAGUUUUUAUUGCAGAAGAAGUUGAAGUGCCUACUAAGGAGACUGACUUCCUCUGUCUUGAUGGAGACGAGUACGUUUUUGAAAAUGAAGAUAGCGUGUUACAAAAUCAUGACAAAGAAAGUGAAUAUUCAUCACCUGAUGCAGAAUCAAAGCUGCAUGAACAUGAACUCCUACAAUAUACAAGAGACUUCAUCCAGAAGGAACAAAGUGUUGAAUCAGUUUCUGAAAAAGAUUCGAAGGAAUCUUACAGUCAGGAGGACUCAGCAAGCAAAAAGUUGCUCAGAAAAAAUGAGAACGGAAAAGAAGAUGCUGAACAGCCACAAACUCAAAACAGUCUUCCAUUAAAACCCAUUCCAACUGAAUCUAGUUGGAGGGUUUCCGGUAUUGCAGGAUGGUUCACCACAGGAAGUAAAAAUGAUGAGGAGACCAUAAAAGCCGUUACUGAAUCUUUAGAAGAAAAUACUUACAUCAGCAGAAAAAUAGUAACUGCUGAAAAUGAUUUAGAAGAGUCAAGUGAUAAGGAGGAGCGAGAGCCCAUGGCAUCUGGUUGGUUUCAAGGUGGACUGACAGACUUUCUGUAUUUUGGUAAAGAGAAUGUGGAUGUUGGUUUGGUAUCAGAAAAAAAAAAUCCACAAAUGCAUGACGUUUCUCAUGUGGCUGCAUAUUCUGAUAAUGAACAUGAAAGAAUAGUUACAGAAGUAUUGACAGAAGAAGAACAAAAGAGUGAAAGCCAUGAAUCCAAAUCCAAUUGGUUUAAUUUGGGUUUAAGUAAUGUUCUAAAUUUUGGGCAAGCUGAGAAAGAUACAGUUAUGGAAGACCAGCAAUGCACAGAAACAGAGGAUGAAGCAAAUGGAAACGAAGAAAUGCAGACUUUUAAACAAGAAGAAUCGCACAAUGACAAAGCAUCACAAGAGUCAGUUAAAGCAGUGACAGACGAUGAAAACAAAAAGAAUUAUGCAACAGAAGCAAUAGAUUCAAACGGUAACAUGCCAAAUUCUUGGACGCUACCAGCAAGUGUACAUACUCUUAAUGACAUCACAAGCACCUCAAAUACCACAGAAUCAUCUUUUGAUAUAUCAACAGCUGACAAAAAGAAGCUAAUUGAACCUUGCAGUUCAGAACAAGUCUCAGUGUCAGAAAGCCAGCUGAUGGAAAACGUGGAAGCUAAAGAGAGAAGUCAGGAGUCAGAAAGCAAACAUGGCCAGUCAGGAAUAGGCAGUAAAAGAAAACUGCUAGAAGAAACGCCAAAGGAGGAACAUGAAAUGAAUACCGCUGUAGACAGUGAACACAACAUUGACCAACGUUCCAGAGCAAUAGUGAUUCCAUCAGUAAAUACUGAAGAAAAAAUCCACAGUUCGGUGGUUGAUCUGCCAUUUGACGUCAAAGAACCUUUCUCAGAUGCCUUUUUACAAAUUCAGAACUACGUUCCAAGUAAUGAAGGCGGUUGGAUAUAUCAGAUACUUCUGUGCUGGAAUGCUCUUGAGAUUGGGGAAUUCAUAAAGUCUGUAUUUUCAGCAACGACAAGUAUUAUCGAAAAGGCUGUGGCUUCACUGCCUGAAGAUAUGAGACCUGGUCCUGAUCUGUAUGGUUUCCCAUGGGAAAUAGUGAUUUGUGCUGGCGUUGUUGGUGUCUUUACAAUUUUCCUGUUUCUGUACAGAGGUUAUCAGUCAGUUAGAAGUCGACUUUAUGUAGGAAGGGAAAAACAGCUUGCUAGUGAAAUUACUGAACUCAUUGAUGACAAAUGCAAAAUGCUUGAGAAACUCAGCCUUUGCAAGAAAGAGUUUGAAGACUUAGAAUCAUCUCUGAAGGAUGAGAGCUUUGUUAAAGAAUCAACAGAUGCGUCUUUUUUUGAGGAAAUGCAUGAAAAAUUGAACAAGUCAAACUUGGAACUCAACCAAGACAUAGAGAAUCUUGAAAAAGAACUGGAAGAAGAAAAAUCUAAGCAGUCAGAAAAUGAUAAAUUGGUGGCUGAAAUUCAGAAGAGAGUGGAGUCUUUAGAGAAUGAAGCAAAAUCUAUCCAAUCACAAGUUGCUGAGGCCAAGUCCACCCUAAAAGUAUUUCAGAUUAAUACAGAGAGACUCAAGACAUCUGUUCAAGAUGCAGUAGAGGAAAACUGUCAUCUCCAGGAAAGAGAGAAACAGCUUUUACAAGAGACUGAAGGAUGGGGUGAACGAUUUACUGAACUAAAUGAACAAACUAAAAUGUUUGAAUCAUCUAAAGCAGAUAUGGAAGAAGUAUUGAAAAAUAAAGAGAGUCAAGUCAAGUCACUAACGCAAUACUUACUAAAGAUGAAAGACUGGAGUUCAGCCGUAAGAGAAGAUGACAGCACUGAAGAUAAUCACUGGGACACCGAUACAAAAGGUGAAACAGAAGAUGGAGAGCAUUUAGAUGAUCAGCAAAAACGAACUGUAAAGAAAUUGAUCUAUGCUGCAAAGUUAAAUGCUUGUUUAAAGACCCUUGAAACAGAAAGAGAUCAAGUAUAUUCAAGAUUGUCUGAUGAAAAGAAAACUAAAGGAGAGCUUACAGAACGCAUAGAAAACCUCCAAAGUGAACAAGUUUCCUUGCAGUCUGAAAAUGAACAUUUUGAAAGUGAAGUUCAAAAGCUUCAGCAAAAGCUUAAAGUCAUGACUGAGCUUUAUCAAGAAAAUGAAAUGAAACUGCACAGGAAACUGACAGUAGAAGAGAGAGAACGCCUACAGAAGGAAGAAAAGCUUUCUAAAGUAGAUGAAAAAAUUAAUCAUGCUGCCGAAGAAUUAAACAGUUACAGGCAACGAGCAAAAGAUCUUGAGGAAGAGCUAGAAAGAACCAUUCGUUCUUACCAGACUCAGAUUACUUCACAUGAGAAAAAAGCUCAUGAUAAUUGGCUGACAGCACGAGCAGCUGAAAGACACCUCAGUGAUAUAAGAAAAGAAAAUGCACAUAACAGACAAAAAUUAACUGAAACAGAAUUUAAACUUGACCUUUUAGAAAAGGAUCCUUAUGCUCUCGAUGUUCCAGUUAGACCGUUUGGCAGAGAGCAUUCCCCAUAUGGACCCUCACCAAUGGGCCGGCCUUCACCUGAAACAAGAACUUUUCUUUCCCCUCCAACUUUAUUGGAGGGUCCUUUAAGGCUUUCACCUAUGCUUCCAGGUGGAGGAGGAGGAAGAGGAUCCAGAGGACCAGGAACUACUGUUGUGUGUGAAGCCAGUAAUGAAAGAGGAGAGCUGAGUUCUGACAGAUUAACUGAUCCACACAGACCACCUUCAGAUACUGGAUCCCUGUCUCCUCCCUGGGACAGAGAACGUAGGAUAAUUCUGCCUCUACCAGGCGAGGCUUACACUGAUCCAGUUCUUCCUCCUCGAAGACAAGAGAGAUUUCUUCCUAAUCCUCCAAAUACUGGUAGACUUUCUGGACCAGCAGAACUACGAACUUACAACACGCAGUCUUUUGAUAAAACAGAUGGGCAAGCAUCUUCAGAAAAUAGUCCACAAACAGAACCAAGUGGAAAUGGGAUGAAGGAUCAUUCUAAUCUUAGUAAUUCACUACCUGAUCAGUCAUUUGCCUCUGAAAGUGAAGCAGGCAGCUCGGGGUUUGCUCCUCCACCUUUCCCUCCAGUCAGAGCUCCGUUGCUGCCUAUGGAUCCUAGAGGACCUUUCAUGAGAAGAGGACCUCCUUUUCCUCCUCCUCCUCCUACUGGCAUGUAUGGACCACGUGAAUGUUUUCCAGUACGAGACUUUGGGCUUCCACGGCCUCCGCUGCCAAUAAGAAAUCCAUUUCCAGUGAGAUCUUAUCCUCACUAUCCACCUCAACGACCUGGAUUCUUGCCUCCGCCACCACCUCCUGAAAAUAGAACUGAGCCACCUCAAUCAAAUCCAUCAGCUGUAGAACAACCAGAACCACAGCAAGAAACUUGACAGUGUCAUUUGAGCAACGUGAAGCACCAUUUCUGUAUUCUUCACAUGGCUUUUUUUGAAUGUUUGGUUAAGUAACCGUUGUUACUUAGGUAUAUAUAAACUACUUUGCUCAAAUUGAAGCUUAAUAGAAAAUUCUCAGGAUAGUAUUUUGUAAAUAAAGGAUGAAGUAACUAUGAAUAUUGUGAAUAAGUGAUUUCUGUUGUACAGUAGUAACUUUACUCAAAUUAGAAACACUUAAUUUAAUCUCUUCAGAGGUGUAUAAAAUUAAAUCAUUUGAACAAUGGUUUAAGUAGCCUAGCUGCUUUGUCCUUGUUGAGCUGUACAGGGAAUCUUUGCAUGCCAAAAGUGAUGCUUGCUUUAUGAAUAAAAUGUGAAACAUUUUUUUAUUAAUCAAAAUCUGCUGAAAAUGUAACUGAUGAAAUGAAACUUCCUUUGCAACUUC
This is a messenger RNA of Struthio camelus australis, 4795 nucleotides long. It is a transcript of the gene MIA2, whose product is annotated as MIA SH3 domain ER export factor 2. Gene Ontology annotation, molecular function: protein binding. The record is from RefSeq and is a predicted model, not a curated record. Gene Ontology annotation, biological process: vesicle cargo loading; endoplasmic reticulum to Golgi vesicle-mediated transport; protein secretion. Gene Ontology annotation, cellular component: endoplasmic reticulum exit site; endoplasmic reticulum membrane. NCBI's taxonomy places the organism in Eukaryota, Metazoa, Chordata, Aves, Struthioniformes, Struthionidae.